Messenger RNA from Dendroctonus ponderosae (mountain pine beetle), 3489 nucleotides. RefSeq names its product mitochondrial DNA helicase (gene mtDNA-helicase). The transcript has 8 exons. Gene Ontology annotation, biological process: mitochondrial DNA replication. Gene Ontology annotation, cellular component: mitochondrion. Gene Ontology annotation, molecular function: ATP binding; 5'-3' DNA helicase activity; single-stranded DNA binding. NCBI's taxonomy places the organism in Eukaryota, Metazoa, Arthropoda, Insecta, Coleoptera, Curculionidae. The record is from RefSeq and is a predicted model, not a curated record. The coding region runs from base 151 to 2007 and encodes 618 amino acids.
GCGACGCUGCCAGAUGGCGGCUUGAAGUGAGGUUAGACUUGUUUAACCUCACUGUUUUAAUGCGAUUUUUUAAACAAUUUACUCGAAUUCAAAUCCAGUUUACACUUUAGUGAUUUUCUAUGUAUCUUUACAUAUAUUUCUGGAUUUACUAUGAACUUGAUUAAACUGUGCGAUGCGAUAUUAAUGCGAAAUCGACCAGUCUACAAGCCAGCCAUGAGAUUUUACAAGGAUUUGGCUUUCGAAGAUAUUCCUGAAGUUUCUACCCCGUUAAUUAAGAAAACGCUGAGUGCGAACGGCAUAAGUUUUGAAGAAGGUCAUACCUGUUUCAUUUCGAAAUGCAACCUGUUCAACAAUUGCAAUACGGAUGAUAAGGCCAAGUUAUAUAUUAAUAAAACUACUGGAUUCUAUAUGUGCAGCUUAUGUAAACAUUCGGGCCAAUGGGGCCAAUUUGCCGCGUCAUUAAGUCUCAGAAAAGCCAAGAAAUCGGAAGCCAAAAAGAAAAACGACAACGACUUCAGUGAGCUCAGGGAGUUAAAUGAAUCUCUUGAAAUCAUUACACAAAGCACCCAAGAGCUUAAGUCCUUCGACAAUGUGGGAUUUGUCAACAUCUUCAAUAAGUUUAAGCUACCAAUUAUUGCGCAUUCUCUAUUAGAAUCACUAGAUAUAAGAAUAAAUAGUGAACAGACUAUACUUUAUUUUCCAUUACGAAACGUUGAAAAUGAAAUAGUGGGGUAUAGGACUUUAAACUCAAGUACACAUCAGGAAAGCACUCUACCAAACAUACAAUAUGGGGGCCUUCUAAUGUUUCGCCCGAUUCGUUCCAGAGAUACUGCGAUUCUAGUUCCGACCAUCUCUGAUUUUUUAGUGCUUUCAAACUCCAAGUUAUCCGCUAGUAUAGUGUGUUUGCCCAAUGGUGUGAACACUUUAUCGCAAUACGUGUUGCCUAGUUUAGAGAAGUUUAAAAAGAUCAUCCUGUGGUUAGGCAGCGACAACAAAGCGUGGGAUUCCUCCAGGAAUUUUGCAAGGAAAUUGGGGGAGAAACGAUGUUCUUUAAUUAAACCAAGUGAACAGUUGCCGCACUUGCAAAACGUCCAGGAUUUUAAAGCCAUUAUUGCUGGAUCGCAUGUUAUGUGGCAUAAAAGUAUCACCACAUUUGGAACCUUAAGAGCAGAAGUUUUAUCAGACUUACAAAACAUCGAUAAGGUGCAAGGUGUGCGGUGGAAGCGAUUUCCCACACUCAGCAAAAUCCUGAUGGGACACCGACGUGGCGAACUGACGGUUUUAACUGGUUCCACUGGAUGUGGAAAAACCACUUUUGUUAGUGAAUACUCAUUGGAUCUGGCUAUGCAAGGGGUGAGCACGCUCUGGGGAAGCUUUGAAAUAAGAAAUGCUAGAUUGGCCAGGACAAUGUUGCAACAGAUGGCGGGGAUUCCCUUAGGUGAAAAUCUACACUUGUUCGAUCAGUUAGCCGAUGAGUUUCAAAAAUUGCCAAUUUACUUCAUGACGUUUCAUGGUCAGCAAACCAUUAAAAUCGUGAUGGAGGCAGUUGAACACGCUACGUACAUACAUGACAUUGCUCAUGUAAUAAUUGAUAAUGUCCAGUUCAUGAUGGGCAUCUCAGAAGAGCAGAAACACAUGGACCGAUUUUGGAAACAGGAUACUAUUAUUGCCGCUUUUAGAACGUUCGCCACUAGGAUGAACUGCCAUGUGACUUUGGUGAUUCACCCAAGGAAAGAAAGAGAUGACGAAGACUUAACCACAAGUUCAAUUUUCGGUGGCGCAAAAGCGUCGCAAGAAGCUGACAACGUAUUGAUAAUUCAAGAUAGAAGACUGACCGCUAUUAAAGGAAAAAAGUACUUGCAAGUGGUUAAAAAUAGGUAUAGCGGCGAUUUAGGCAUUAUGACACUAGAAUUCAACAAAAAGGCCUUAAGUUAUGCGCAAAAGAAGCCAAAAGAAAAAGCAAUUGAAACCCGCCCAGAAGUUUCCGAAUUUGAAGAAACCAGUUAAUGGAGUGUUUUAAUAUCAAUGAGUUGUAAUCUACUUGAAAAGUUGCCACCGUAUACAGGGUGGCCAUUUUCUGAAUCUUUCUAUGGGUAACUUCUACAUUUUUAAAGAUAGAGAAUCCGUUAAAUGGGAAAAAUUGGGCAGAAUUCGAAUGCCUAUUCAUUACCAUUUGCAAUACUUAGGUACCGGACUUGAUUCUUGAAAUAUCCUGAAAAGACAAGCAAUCAACACUUUUUUAAUUAUCACAUAAUUCGUAAAGUGCUUAACUUAGAAAAAAAGUUAAAACUGCCCUUAGUACAACUUUUUGCGUUGAUUUAAUAAACUAGCCUUCGUUGUCAUAGUCAACUUGAUUUACGAAAUAAAAAAUAAACUUAUGUUUUUUUUAAAUAGUAAUCAUAGUUGGCUGUGGGCCUUUUCAAAUUCUUAUUUUUUUCUGAAUUGAACGAUAUAACUGUUUGUAUGUUUUUCUCCUUUUGUUGCCGUAAAACUUCAAAAUAAGGUAAAAAAUGUGUAGUAGGCUAUGGAAACAAGAUCUAUAUUAUCACACAAAGCACAAAACAAAAAUGAAAUAAUUGACAGACACAAUCAUGUUGACUGGGCUAAUGAACAUCAUCUAAUUGAGAAUAGGCGAGAUCAACGUGUUUUUUUUGGGAAUGUUUGGUGAGGCAUUUUUAGUGAUAAUUAUUGGUCCAUUCUUUUAUAAUCACAAUUUACAUAUGGAAAGAUAUUUACACUUUUGAACUUGAAGACAUGUUGAAUAGUUUUCCGUUAGUAUCGUAUCGAAAAUUGGCAUAUUUUCAUCAUGAUAGUGCACCUUCACACAACUCACGAGUUGAAUGUGAAGAUGCCAAAAAAUGCCUGGGCGUAAACGGAAGUCAAUUUGAACGAUUCGUUAUUGUUUUUUUUAUUGUUUAUUGUUUAUUCAUUUUUAUGUUUUAUCUCGUAAAUCAAGUUGACUAUGAAACGAGUGCUAGUUUAUUGAAUUCAACUCAAAAACUUCUACCAAAGACAAUUUUAACUUUUUCUCUAAUUUAAGCAGAUUUCGAAUUAUAUGAUAAUUAAAAAAGUGUUAAUUUCUUGUAUGUUCAUGAUAUUUCAGGAAGCACGUCGGGUACCUAAAUUUUGAAAACGUAAUGAAUAUGCAAUUAAAUUCUGCCCAAUUUUGCCCAUUUAACGGAUUCUCUAUCUUCAAAAAUGUAGAAGUUACCCAUACAAAGAUUCAGAAAAUGACCACCCUGUAUGUAGCAGUUGUUUGAAAAGAUCUGAAAUGGUGCUUUUGUCUUUGAUGGAAUCUUUACUUAAUUACUGCUGAACGGGAAUAACUGAGUUUUUACUAGUUCCAGAUUACCAGUAAAAAGCAAUAAAAGCAUUUAAACUUGGGUCUACAGAGCUUAUCUAAGCGCCAUUACAGGUUGUGAUUGGUGCCAUAUUAUGAUCUACAUAUUUUUAUAUGUUUUAGACUUUAUAAAUAAAUUGAUCAGUUAA